AUGGUUAUGGCAGCAGAGAAGAGGGCAUCACAUAGGAAGGUCUUCAAGUACUGUUCAUUUCUAUUUUUUUUCUUUGCUGAAAUUAAAAAUAAGGAGUCUCAGCAGAGCCAGAAGGCCAGUGAGGCUCUCACUGCCCUAAAGCCAACUCUUGGUUUUGAGGGUGACCACACUGAGACCACAAAAGAAAUACUAGUGAAUGAAGCGCCAGAGAAUGAAGCCUGUUCUCCGACACGUCAGGAGAUUUUUUUUAUUGAUUUAGAAACCAUCUCACCAGAGGCCUUGAGUCUAGAAUAUCUGGAAGAGCUGCACGUGGAAACAAACACAACUGUACGCAUCCCUAGAGACAUCAAUUGCCUGAGGCACAUGUAGAUCCUCUACUUGGAUCAAAAUCACACACAGGACCCAUGUGAGGAACCAGGGGAACUGAAAUAUCUUCUGAGCUUAGGUUUAAGUUAUAACCACCCCCUCUCCUGCAUUUCACUGCCGGUUAUCAGCAAGUUGCAGCCCCUUUAUCAGCUCAAGCUCUUGCAUGAAAUCCUAGAGCAGAUCUGUGAAUAUGUCCAUCACAUGGAACUGCUUGCUCUUUCUGACAAUAAUCUCAAGCGUCUGCCGAAAGAAAUAGUGAACCUGACAAAGCUCAAUUUACCUCCAAAAAAAUAAAGACUUGAAAGUUUUCCCAAGGAACUUUGUCAUAUUGCUAAUUUAGAAAUAACGUAUGUGCAACAAAAUCUAAUCAGUCUCAUCCCAGAAGAGAGAGGAUUUUUGACAAAGUCAGUUAAGCUAUUUUUAGCUUUUAAUAACUUAUCCUCCAUUCCUCCACACUGCCAGAAGCUGGCUGUGCUGGAUCUGCCUCAAUCUCCGCACAAGCUCCCCCCAGGUUUGAAGAGUUUCACUGAAAUGAGAAUAUCCAGACUGCCCACUAACAGCCUGGAGAAGAUCCCACACCAGAUCUGCUGCUGGCCAUCCCUCUCCCCUGUUUAUCCGAGGAACACCCAACUGCACACAGUAUCUGGGUCCUUCACCAGAUUAACCAGUGUCAAGAUACUAGAUCUGAGUGAAAAUUGCUUUGAUGAGAUUCCUAAAGGAAUACGCACCAUGAAAAAUCUGGAAGUAUUGGCCCUGGAUGGCAGUCAGAUGCAGAGGUAUCUGUGA
Messenger RNA from Columba livia (rock pigeon), 1152 nucleotides. It is a transcript of the gene LRRIQ4, whose product is annotated as leucine rich repeats and IQ motif containing 4. NCBI's taxonomy places the organism in Eukaryota, Metazoa, Chordata, Aves, Columbiformes, Columbidae. Gene Ontology annotation, biological process: signal transduction. The record is from RefSeq and is a predicted model, not a curated record.